Messenger RNA from Ceratitis capitata (Mediterranean fruit fly), 871 nucleotides. RefSeq names its product actin-related protein 2/3 complex subunit 3 (gene Arpc3A). The transcript has 4 exons. NCBI's taxonomy places the organism in Eukaryota, Metazoa, Arthropoda, Insecta, Diptera, Tephritidae. Gene Ontology annotation, biological process: regulation of actin filament polymerization; Arp2/3 complex-mediated actin nucleation. The record is from RefSeq and is a predicted model, not a curated record. Gene Ontology annotation, cellular component: Arp2/3 protein complex; cytoskeleton. Bases 136 to 669 code for a protein of 177 amino acids. Gene Ontology annotation, molecular function: actin filament binding.
CUAUAAAGCAAAUAGCUCAGUUUAGUCAAAGAGAUGAUUAAUUUAAUUUUAAUGUAUCAGCAACAUUUCGUGUUUGUAUAAAUUUUUUCAAAACAUUCUGCUCUUUGCCAAUACAAAGGAUAAGAUUAAUAUAUAAUGCCGGCAUAUCACUCACAGAUUAAAGAAUUUCCUCAAGUUGUGGGAAACAUGGCCAUAUUACCGUUGCGCACACAGGCUCGUGGCCCGGCUCCUAGUGGCAAUAUUGAUAACGACAUCAUUGAUGAGUCACUUUAUUACUUCAAAGCAAACGUUUUCUUUCGAACUUAUGAAAUAAAGUCUGAAGUGGACCGGGUUCUAAUAUACAUUACACUCUACAUAACCGAAUGUCUGAAACGCUUGCAACGCUGCAACAACAAAAACCAGGGCGCUCAGGAAAUGUACAGCUUAGCAAUUUCAAAAUUUGACAUUCCGGGAGAUGCUGGUUUUCCCCUAAACGCAGUAUACGCUAGGCCACAGAAUCCCCAGGAAGCAGAUUUGAUGCGCCAAUAUUUUCUACAACUUCGUCAUGAAAUUGGAAACCGUGUUUGUGAAAAGGUCUUCAACACCGAAGAUGGUAAACCAAAUAAGUGGUGGAUUUGUUUUGCUAAGAAAAAGUUUAUGGAGAAAUCUUUGUCUGGACCAGGACAAUGAAUGUAAUUUAAUUCUCCCAUAGUUCACCUUUAAUAAGAUUCUUGAGAACUGUCUAAAUAAAAGUUUCAUAAAUAUUAUUUUACCUAGAGGGGUUAUUCUUAGAUAUUAAGCAGUAUUAAACACUGAUUCAUAAAGAUUAGAUACUGAUUGAUACUUUGCAUUUAACUUAAAUAUAUAUAAUUAUAUCUGAUUCAAUACUAAA